This is a messenger RNA of Mercenaria mercenaria, 3438 nucleotides long. RefSeq lists its product as uncharacterized. The transcript has 12 exons. Lineage: Eukaryota; Metazoa; Mollusca; Bivalvia; Venerida; Veneridae. Bases 229 to 1989 code for a protein of 586 amino acids. Gene Ontology annotation, cellular component: membrane. The record is from RefSeq and is a predicted model, not a curated record.
UGUGACCGGUGUACUCAAAUAAAAUGUCCAUCUGUCCAUAUACUCAAACUGAUUUUAUAGUUUAGUUUAUAUAAUAUUCAUAAUAUUGCGGACUGCUUAACAGCAUUUUAAAUUGUUAAGAAAAGUGUUUUCCUGUUUAAACAUGAUCUAAUAGGCAGACGAUUGUAAAACAAAAAAUCUUGACGUAUUGAAGUGCACAUGUGACUUUUUUAUCUGUAUGUUUUAUCAAUGGACUAUAAUAAUGAUUCUUUUCACUUGGGAAGUAUGAGCGACAGGCGUUAUAGAAAGGAGGCCCUGUCUAUAAGUGAGGAGAUCCGGGAAGCUGAAAGCCAGAAAGAAGAGGACAAUGGCGAAGGAGGUGCCCACUUCACGUCGACGUUUGGGCUUGUGCUCUCAUGCAUGGGAUGUGUUGUGGGUACAGGGAAUAUCUGGAGAUUUCCGAGGAUAGUUGCUCAAAACAGUAAUGAAGAAGGUGGUCUGGUGUUCCUGAUUGUGUGGUUGCUGUUUCUCUUCCUCUGGUCAAGUCCACUCUUAAUGCUGGAAUAUGGAACAGGUCGAUAUACCAAAAUGGCAGUACUCGGGUCUUUCCGGAAAUUCCUUGGCGACAAUCAUAUAUGGUGCGGUGCAUGGAUAUCCAUGGUAACAUUUUGUAUCAGCUGUUUUUAUUCUGUUGUACUUGGUUGGUGUUUCUACUAUUUUGUCUACUACAUUGGACAUAAUCUGCCUGCCAGCAAAGAGGAGUCACAGCAAACAUUCAGAGAUUAUGCGGAGGAAAGCUACUGGCCAGUAUUGACACAUUUUAUAGCAAUAACUCUUGGUGCUCUGUGUGUAACAAGAGGAGUUAAGACGAUAGAGAAAGUAAGCAUGGUGCUGGUUCCCCUGUUACUGCUCAUCAUUCUGUUCACGUUCACGUGGUCUCUCACGCAAAAGUACACAGACGUCGGCAUCAAAUUCCUCUUUACGCCACAUUGGGCAUCAUUCAAAGAGCCGAGGUUAUGGGUUGAUGCAGUCAGUCAGAACGCGUUUGACACGGGGGCAGGGAUGGGGCUAAUGAUACCGUACUCUGCCUACAUGACCAAGAAGAACGGUAUUGUCAAAUAUGGUCAUCUCGUUCCAGCAAUAAACAAUCUAGUCAGUUUGAUAUGCGGUAUUACUAUAUUUGGCACGGUAUUUUCGUCACUAAUGGAGAGUAGACCUGCAGGAACUCAGGCAGAUAUUGUUGAGAUCAUGAAAGACAGCGGACCAGCUAGCACGGGGCUUACUUUUAUAUGGAUGCCGGUGUUGUUCGAAACUAUUGGAACGUUUGGUCGUGUAAUGGCGGUGUUGUUCUUCUUGUGUUUGUCUUUUGCUGGGAUAACGUCCUUGAUGUCAAAUUUUGAGCUUAUGACAAAAACAUUCACAGAUUUUGGGUUGGAAAGAAAAUAUGGGAUGCCGUUAACUGUGAUACUGACAUUUUCAGUUGGUCUUCCGUCAGCCUUAAACAUAAAUGUCCUCACUAAUCAGGAUUUUGUCUGGGGAUUUGCACUGGUAAUAAACGGACUGAUGCUGUUGUAUAUGGCAAUGAGAUUUGGGGUUUCAAAGUUUCGAGAUGAGGUUGUCAAUAAGUACAGCGAGAAUGACUGGAAGCUUAGUAUACUGUGGGAAAUUAUCAUACGGAUAAUAGCCCCGAUUGAGGCAGUUGUUUUAAUAGUAUGGUGGGCCAUUGAUCUAAUAACGAAGGAUGCAGGAGACGGCGAGGAUUGGUACAUAUACGGCCGGGAAACUCUCGUCAUGACAAUAACACAGUGGUUCGGGUUAAUGUUGAUACUGAUCCUUAUAAACUUUAUCUACGUGCAAGUUCGAGGGGAGAAAGGCCGAACAUUUUCGCGGAACAGUGAAUCCGAACCGUUGGUAAUUCGACAAAGAAGUCGGGCGUUCACAAGAGAGUUCGACAAUUCUUACAACAUGGCACGUAACCUGGACGGAUCAGUAAAAGAAUUAAAAUUAUAGAAGGAAUAUCUCAAGUGGAAAUAACGUCUUUAACGUGCACUUUUUAAAGAAGAGAUAACAAGAUAUUGUUAGUAUUAUUAUUCGUAAUUCUCAGUUAAAUUCUUCCGUGAAAGAGAUUAUAUUCCUGCCUAUAUCAUUUGCACGGGGAAAUGUAAUCCCUUGCGAAGGAAUAUAGGAAAACGGAAGUCACGUGCCAUCAAAUCUUUUAAAUAUGUUAUGAGUAUAAUUUAGUAAGGUGCAUGUGGUAGUCUUUUAGUAGAAAUUAAUGUAUGAGUAAGGCAAAACCUCGCAUCUAUACCAAUGUAAAAUGUUGUUUUCUUUCCAUUCACCGUUUCAACGGUUACAGAUCAGAAAAGGUUAAAGGUCACUAUUUCAACUCCCUUUGUUUCAUAUGCAUAUCUGAUUUACAUAUUAACACCACUUUUUCCAACACCUACUUUUCAUGAAAGUUCAAUAUCAGAUUGAUGAAAAAAAUAGAAAGAAUAUAGGAAUUGAAUAGUUCCGCACGAAACUCAAGCCAGCGGUGGUCUGCUACAUUGAAGAAGACGCAUAUCUGCAGAUCACCCGUUCUGCAUGAAAAUGCCGAAAAAUUGGAAAAUUGGGAUCUACGGCAUGUCUUUUAUAUAGGAUUUCUUCCGACUACGUCAAGGAAACACAUUUUUGACCUAAUCGAUCAUUUUAUUCCAAAAUAGACUUACAACGCCUAACUCUCAUGGCGUUUUGCAAUGUAAUACACUUUGCGGAACAUACUUAGAUAUAUAAAAAUCCUUUACAUUUUAAUAUGGAUUCUAGCGGCUUCUGUCACUUUCUUGAGGUUGAAUUACAAGAAACUAUUAUUACACAUAUAAAAAUUAUCACACAAAAUCAUUAUUAUCCCAUAAGCUGUAACACUAUACGAAAUUCGUAUCAUUCGAAAAUGCACACACUAAAAUGUAUUCCAAACAUUGUUAUUUGAUAAGAAAAAGAUACAUGAGACAAAAAGUAAAAAUAUAAAUAAAAUACCAAAACACAAAUAUAGCAAUAUUGAAUUUCAAAUCGAAAAACUUGGCUUCGUGUUGAUAGAAAAGGGAUUUUUUUCUAUUUUCUCCCAACAAAGUAUCCGACUACAGAAAAUGUAUUCAACUUUCAAUUAAUUUAACAUCAGCCUAGAAUUUUAUACAUUUAACGGAGGUAAUGUAAUUUUUAUUUCAAAUAAUCAUAUUCAUUAAUCUGAUGACGUGCGGGACAGAGGUCAAAUGGUGUUUAAAAAGUGUUAACAAAAAAAUAAAUACAUUUUCGUCAUCUUGUAAACUACAACACUCGCUUUCCGAGCAAGACCUAUGGGCCUGCUCUUCGGUUUUUUCCCCACUUAAGUGCAAUACUGUUAAGAUUUGAUAUUUGUCUUUUUGUUUAUUUAUAUUUUUUCAUUUCAUACAUGAUUGUAGUUACUAAAUUUGUUAAUUCUACAUA